Molecule: messenger RNA, 951 nt
Organism: Colletotrichum fioriniae
Lineage: Eukaryota; Fungi; Ascomycota; Sordariomycetes; Glomerellales; Glomerellaceae
Source: RefSeq, a predicted model, not a curated record
AUGCGUCUCCUUGAGACAGAAACGUUGACGCUUCACGAAUUCGUCGAGGGCCAAGUUCCCAAAUACGCAAUAUUGUCGCAUACGUGGGGUGAAGAGGAAGUUCUCUUCAGAGAUCUCGGAAAUGGUCCAUCUGACAAAGCCGGAUGGACCAAAAUUCAGUCUGCAUGUCGCGUGGCCCACGACCGGGGCUAUGAUUGGCUCUGGAUCGAUACAUGCUGCAUUGAUAAGGCCAGCAGCAGUGAGCUGUCUGAGGCUAUCAACUCGAUGUUCAGGUGGUACAAAGAGGCCGCCAUCUGCCUCGCAUAUCUCUCCGAUGUAGAAUGCUGUGAGCCUGGAACCGACGAGUGUGAGACGACUCUGGCAGGGAGUCGGUGGUUCACCCGCGGCUGGACGCUCCAGGAGCUCCUUGCUCCGUCAUCUCUCGACUUCUAUGAUCGAGACUGGACACUUGUAGGGUCAAGAACCCUCUUCCGCGGCGUCAUUGAAAAGAAGACGGGGAUCGAGAGUAUUUACUUGUCGGGAGAGAGGGGUUUGGCUGGCGCGAGUGUAGCCGAGCGGAUGAGCUGGGCAUCAGAAAGGACAACAACCCGAAUUGAGGACGUUGCAUACUGUCUGCUGGGAAUCUUUGAUGUCAACAUGCCCCUCAUCUACGGAGAAGGUAUCAAGGCUUUCCAGAGGCUGCAAGAGGCAAUCAUUCGCGACAACGACGACCAGUCCAUCUUCGCGUGGGGGAACCCGCAUGAGGGAAAUGUGGUCAGAAUUCCAAGCCCCCUAGACGGCUGGUCACUCCUCGCGUCAAGCCCGAAAGAUUUUACGCACUCCGGCGACGUUAUCCCCAUCUUCCAUGUCACUACCAGUGCCCGAGUGCGCAUCGAAAAUUCAGGCAUCACCUUUAUGACGCCACUUCUCGCAGAGACACCUCCAAAGUGGUACCAAAAGGCCCUCACCUAA